This is a messenger RNA of Puccinia graminis f. sp. tritici CRL 75-36-700-3, 1359 nucleotides long. RefSeq lists its product as uncharacterized. The transcript is spliced from 2 exons. The record is from RefSeq and is a predicted model, not a curated record. Lineage: Eukaryota; Fungi; Basidiomycota; Pucciniomycetes; Pucciniales; Pucciniaceae. The coding region runs from base 1 to 1359 and encodes 452 amino acids.
AUGUCAAACCCAAAUUCCAUCCAGUCCCUCAGCGAUCGAGUGAAAGACUCAUCUCAACAAACGAACCAGUCUCCAUUACCCGGUCAACAGCCUAGCCAAAUCCCUAUCCCCAACUCCGCUACCCCCAAGUCCAUACCCCAGCCGUUAGGCAAAGAGAAUAGGCCGACGGGCAAUCUCAACCCCGCACCCAAAGGGAACGAAACUACGUCUACCAAGACGGCAGAGCCGGAUCCAGCCCUUCAGAGCUCGGUAACCAGGUCAACGCUAAAAAACCCUAUAGCAGAGAUCACAGAGGAAAGCAACGAGUCCCCAUCUCAAUCCAGAUCAACGAACGCUAGAGCGAAAGAGAUACUCCUAGCCAAAGCCGUGAAGGCCCAAGAGGAUGGCGACGACGCCAAGGCAGAUCGAUUCUUCGCGAUGUUCGACACUCUAUCGAAGGAGUCCCCCCAACCUACGAACGAGAAGAAGACCCCUUCUACAACCCAUACCUCCUCAGACCCCCCUCCCACCAAUAAGAAAAGACCGAUCGAGUCGGAAGGCACAACACAAGUCCGCGGCAUCAAGUUCAUCUGGGCGAACACUAACUCGCACGAUGAUGGAGGAUUCACACCCUAUUUCCACAAGAAUUUGCUCGAGCUAAAAGGACCGAUCCCCCUAACGAUUUUCAACAAGACUUGGCAAGAAGAAGCCUUAUCUCACCACUCAAAAAACAGACCCAAAUCUGAAGAGUCCUCGGCCGAAAAGAACCUCCGCUACCACGGCCUAGCCGUCCCAGACGAAUGGCUCCAAUCUUUUUCCGAUUGGACGCUCAAUCAUCAAUGCUUUUACGAGACGAUCCGCGAUAGAUACAACUACCCGGUCCUCGCUGAAUGGAUCCUCCUGCACAAGGCCAACUGCGAUCGGCUGCAGAAAAAACAUGGUUUCAUGGUAGCUCUGCGCUAUGACAUUAGGAUCAGAAACAACGCCUUCGCUUUCCGCGUUGAGAAGGACGGGGAAGAAUCAUUCUCGAAUAUAUCCCUCUUCAAACCAGAGACGGCGGACGACGCUCACUCCGAAUCCAGGAACUUCAAUGAACUCGGAGUAAGAGAUAACCCAUACGCACUAGGCGGUCCCCGAUACGGAUGGGACCCACACACAGGCCAAAAGCAAACGAAAUCUGCAACAUCGACCACGCCAAACAACAACACCGGCAGCGGUAAAGCCCCCCUCGCCGGGCCCUCCCAGCUGCUGUCCCAAACCCCCACAAACUCCCUCCCCCCAAGACCGGAUCAAAAUAGACCGCCUAGAACCUCAGGAUACAAAGGCAGGAAUUACAACCCCAACCAUGGAUCAGCUACCAGACGACGCGGCAACGAGUAG